Molecule: messenger RNA, 3147 nt
Organism: Coprinopsis cinerea okayama7#130
Lineage: Eukaryota; Fungi; Basidiomycota; Agaricomycetes; Agaricales; Psathyrellaceae
Product: homoaconitate hydratase
Exons: 5
Coding region: 1-3147 (1048 amino acids)
Biological process (GO): L-lysine biosynthetic process
Molecular function (GO): homoaconitate hydratase activity; 4 iron, 4 sulfur cluster binding
Source: RefSeq, a predicted model, not a curated record
AUGGCUAGUGAAGCAUCCACUGGGCACAGCGCGUUCUUCUACGGCACGCUCAUGCAUCCCAAAAUAUUGACUCGCGUCAUAAACAAUACGGGGGCUCACCUGCGCUUCUGUCCAGCUGUUUUACUGAGAGCAGACUAUCCAGGCGUCGUCUCCUAUUCAGAAGGGAAGCAGCUUUUCUCUCGUGAACUUUCUCUGGAGGAGAGGUCUGUUCGAGGUACGCUCGUAACUGGUCUUUCAGAUUCAGACAUGGCCCUUCUUGAUUUCUUCGAAGGAUCUGAAUACACCCGACAAGCCGUCUCCGUCCACCCUCUAAGUGAGCUCAAAGACUUUGACCUCACCUCACACCCCCUGUCCAGGAGCGACGAAGCGUCUCUCGUCCCGACCCACCCUCCGCCUCUCCCAGACACCUCUGAGCUCCUCCCGCCCGUCGAAGCGGAAACGUACAUAUUCAAAUACGUUCGAAAGCUCGAACCCGAGUUGUGGUCGUUCGAGGACUUCGUUGCUAAGAAUGCGAGAAAGUGGUAUUCCAAUGAUUGGAAUGAGGAGGAGUAUGAGGAUCAAGAGCUGCGUGAAUUGUGGAAUGGAGCAGAUGCCAGGGGAUCCGUAAUCGAGAGGCGGUUGGCGCUAGACCUAUACACGUUUGGAGGUCAAUGGCAAAUUAGACCUGCACACAAUCGUGCCCUGACUGCCGUCGAGGUUGAAUCUGGGGUUGAAGGAAUAUUGCCCAUAGCAAUGUGGUCGCAGGCGGUAGAAAUGAAUUGGAGAAGACUCAAUUCGGGGAACGGGGAUGGCGGCAAAGAGCAAGACGGAAUCGCGCAAUAUUUGUGGAUGUUGUCCGCCGAAAUCAAGUUCGGCAAAUUUCCCGAAAGAAAUUGGUCUUCCGUGAUUGGCUUGUGUUGCUCUCACCCUUUUCUCCUCCACAACCCAUCCUUCCGCCUUAAUUUACCGCGCAAGGCACGUCGCGACGCCAUGCGACUAGCUUCAAUUUGGUCCUUGCGCCAUGGUUCCAUGGCUACCCGCAGAUUCUAUGCGUCGGUAGCCGCAGGUCGUGUGCCCCAGACUUUCAUUGAGAAGGUCGUCCAGAAGUAUGCAGUCGGACUGCCAGAAGGAAAGGUCGUCAAGGCUGGGGACUAUGUCAUGAUCAAGCCUGAACAUGUCAUGACCCACGAUAACACUGGCCCUGUCAUCUCCAAGUGUGCAACCAAGAUCCAUAACCCUUCCCAGCCCGUGUUCACCCUGGACCACGACGUGCAAAACAGGUCGAGCAAGAACUUGCAGAAAUACGCCAACAUUGAGGCAUUUGCUCGCCAACACGGAGUCGACUUCUACCCUGCCGGACGCGGAAUUGGACACCAAGUCCUCGUGGAGGAGGGCUAUGCCUUCCCACAUACUCUGACUGUCGCCAGUGACAGCCACAGCAAUAUGUACGGUGGUGUUGGCUGUGUUGGAACCCCCAUUGUCCGAACCGACGCUGCAGCACUUUGGGCAACCGGCAAAACCUGGUGGCAGGUCCCCCGAAUGGUCAAGGUCGAGCUCAAGGGCAAACUUGCGCCCGGUGUAACCGGAAAGGACGUUAUCGUCGCCCUCUGCGGCUCAUUCAACAAGGAUGAAGUGCUCAACGCCGCCAUCGAGUUUACCGGAGAGGGUGUAUCGACUCUCAGCGUCGACGAACGACUUACGAUUGCGAACAUGACGACCGAGUGGGGGGCCCUAGCCGGCGUGUUCCCCGUUGACGAGACUUUGCUCAGUUGGUACGACAGGGUGUUGAACAAACUCGAACUCCGCACCUUUGCUUCCCCUUCGUCUUCCGCCAUUCCCCCCCCACCUACCCACCCCCGUCUCAACCGUGAGCGACUUUCGGCCUUGCGACAGACCCCCCUCUCAUCUGACUCUGGCGCUGAAUACUCUUCUCACCUUGUUUUCGAUCUUUCCACCCUUGUACCCCACGUCUCCGGACCGAACAGCGUCAAGGUGUCCACCCCCCUCCCCACCCUCGAAUCCCAGAAAAUCCCUAUCAACAAAGCCUACCUCGUCAGUUGCACCAACUCACGUGUAUCUGAUAUCGCCGCUGCCGCUGCUGUCGUGCGAGGUCACAAGAUCGCUCCCGGCGUCGAAUUCUACAUCGCCGCUGCCAGCUCGAACGUACAGCAAGAAUCCGAAGCUUUGGGCGACUGGGACGCACUCAUCCAAGCUGGCGCUAAGACUUUGCCUGCAGGCUGUGGACCCUGUAUUGGUCUUGGAACCGGUCUCCUGGAGGACGGCGAAAUUGGUAUCAGCGCCACGAACCGAAACUACAAGGGUCGGAUGGGUAGCCCCAAUGCGCAGGCGUACCUCGCCAGCCCGGCGGUUGUAGCUGCUAGCGCGAUCAAUGGGUUCAUCUCUGGCCCUGCUUCGCUUGACCCUGCCCAACUCCCGCCUGCUGGUGCCCCAACUUAUACCAUCUCCGAACAACCCGCUUCUGCGGCUUCAUCUGUCGCCGCAGAGAACGAGCCCCUGCUCGAAGGGUUCCCUCCUGCCUUUUCUGGCCCUCUCCUCUUCGCACCGCAGGACAACUUGAACACCGACGGCAUCUACCCCGGAAAGUAUACCUACCAAGAUGAUAUCACGCUCGAACGACAGGCCGAAGUCGUCAUGGAAAACUACGAUCCCGGCUUUGCUUCUCUCGUCGCCUCGCUCCGCAAAGGAUUCAGCACCUCUGAAGGAUCGAGUGUGAAGCCCGGCGUGGUGUUGGUUGCAGGGUACAACUUUGGUACAGGGUCCUCCCGCGAGCAAGCUGCGACAGCAUUGAAGUCUGCUGGUGUCCCGUUGGUCAUCGCUGGCUCCUUUGGUGACAUCUUCAAGCGCAACGCGAUCAACAACGGGUUGGUGUGUCUCGAGAGCCCUGAGCUUGUUGCGGACCUCACCGCUGCGUAUACCAAAGAUGGCAAGCGGGGCGCGGGUGGCAAGGACGGGGAGUUGACUGUGGACAAGGGCUUGCAGGUUGUUGUGAAUAUGGAGAAUGGGAACGUUACUGUUACGACGGGUGGUGUGGAGAAGGUGUACAAGGUGAAGCCCGUUGGCGCUAGCGUGCAGGAGUUGUGGUUGUGCGGUGGUCUGGAGGGGUAUAUCCUCAAGGAGAUUCAAAAGGAGGCUGCUGCUUCUGCGUAG